Molecule: messenger RNA, 3148 nt
Organism: Melanaphis sacchari
Lineage: Eukaryota; Metazoa; Arthropoda; Insecta; Hemiptera; Aphididae
Product: glutamate receptor ionotropic, kainate 2-like
Exons: 16
Coding region: 256-2934 (892 amino acids)
Biological process (GO): monoatomic ion transport; synaptic transmission, glutamatergic; modulation of chemical synaptic transmission
Cellular component (GO): postsynaptic membrane; plasma membrane
Molecular function (GO): transmitter-gated monoatomic ion channel activity involved in regulation of postsynaptic membrane potential; glutamate-gated receptor activity
Source: RefSeq, a predicted model, not a curated record
UUAUUUAGCUAAAUGUAUUUAUUGAUAACAUAAAUGACAUAAUAUAGCCCUAAGCUUUAACGAAUGAAAGUGAAUUUUUUCAAGAAACCGUCUUCUCUUUUGUUUGUAAUGUUAUGAGUUUAUGACACUUCAUUUACAUAAGAGAAGUUUGGCUAAAGGCCAGGUAAAUAUUUCUAAAUUUAAAUACUAGAUACCAGACGAACGCAAGCGAUAUUCAUUUCAAGUAAGUACACAUUUUUUGUUCUGAACGAUAACAUGUUUCUUUCGUACGCGUUUGUUGUUACCAUUGGCCUAUGCCAUGUUGUGGGACAAGAAAAUGACAACGUACCGCUUUCCGUCGUUGGAUUCUUCGACAAAGAAAACAGCAUUGAACAAAAAAUGUUCGAAUUGGCUAUCCAAAAAAUAAACAUUGAUCCAAAGUUUGCAAAUGUUUUUUUAAAAGCUGAAAUUAAAAUUAUCGAUCCUACAGAUACUUAUAUGACUAGUCUGAAAGUAUGUGAAACAAUGGAAUCUGGGAUUAGUGCAGUUUUUGGUCUGUCUUAUCUAGAAUCAUCAAACAUAGUGCAGUCACUCUGCGAAACUAUGGAAGUCCCAUGUAUAGAAACUAGUUGGGACAACAUGCCUGUUAAAAAUUUCAAUUUUUAUUUCAACCCAUAUCCUGAACCGACAUUACUAACAAAAGGUUAUACGGCUAUAGUUCAUGACAUGGACUGGAAGUCAUUCACAUUACUCUAUCAAAGGUCAGAAAGUCUUAAGAGAUUACAAGACUUAAUCCAAGAUUACUCUGGAAAAACAAAACCUAAUGACAAACAAGCAGCAGCCAUUUCUAUUAUACAAUUGCCCGAAGGCAAUAAUUUUAGACCAAUUUUAAAAGAAAUUAAGAAGUCUCUAGAAAGUUACAUUGUACUUGACUGUGAUGCAGAUUUAAUAUUAACUAUAUUCAAACAAGCAAAAGAAGUUAAUUUGUUGGAUGACUAUCAUAGUUUUAUUAUAACCUCAUUGGAUGCACAUACAGUUGAUUUUAGUAGUAUUGUACAGAACUUGCGUACAAAUAUAACAACUGUCCGAUUGAUUGAUCCGUUAAGUCCAUAUGUAGAAAAUAUUGUUAAAGAUUUGAAUUUUGUUCAACAAAGAAUGAACUUAAAUAUAGAACCUUUAAAAGCUAACAAACUUACAGUUAAUGCCAUACUCAUUUAUGAUGCAUUAAAUGUAUUUGCUAAAGCAUUAAAAAGUCUUGGUAUGGUAAAUAAAAUCAUCACUGAACCACUAAAAUGUAUGAACUCUCCAUUUAUUCCUUGGUCCAAUGGAUUUAAACUUACAAAUUUUAUGAGAGUAAUUGAAACUGAAGGCCUAACUGGUCUCUUGCGCUUUGACAACAACACUGGUCACCGUUAUUACUUUACACUAGAAAUGGUAGAACUAAUUGAUACUGGUUUCAAAAAAAUUGGUUCGUGGGAUCCAGAAAGAGGCAUGACUUAUACAAGAACCAGCCUUGAAAUGCUUCGUGAUUUAUAUGCUGGGAGUAAGAACAAAACAUUUAUUGUUUCAUCAAAAGUUACAGAGCCCUAUUUGAUGUUAAAAGAAGGCCACAGUAAACUUGAGGGUAAUGACAAAUAUGAAGGAUACGCAGUAGAUCUUAUACAAAUGAUUGCUGAAGAAAUCAACAUAACUUAUGAAUUUCGUUUAAGAAAUGAUGGAAAUGGAAAACGUGAUAAAAAGACAAACAAAUGGAAUGGGAUUAUCGGUGAAGUACAAGAAAUGAGAGCUGACUUAGGGGUCUGUGAUUUAACAAUUACUCACGAAAGAAGGACUGCUGUAGAUUUUACCAUGCCAUUUAUGAAUUUAGGUAUCAGCAUAUUAUUUAGUAAACCAGAAGAACCUCAAACCGAUCUUUUUUCAUUCACCCAGCCACUUUCCUUUCAAGUAUGGAUAUUUACAGCAACUGCUUAUUUAGGCCUGUCUCUGGUAUUAUUUUUUUUAGCCAGAAUUACACCUAACGAAUGGCAAAACCCUCAUCCAUGUAAUCUUCAUCCAGAAGAAUUAGAAAAUUCCCUAUCAUUGCUUAAUUGUUUAUGGUUUUCAAUGGGAUCAAUUCUCUGUCAAGGUAGCGAUAUUCUGCCUAGAGCGUUUCCAACUAGAUUAUGUGCUGCUAUGUGGUGGUUCUUUGCUCUAAUUAUGACUCAAUCUUACACUGCUAACUGGACAGCUUUCUUAACAUCAAAUCGAAUGGAAACUACUAUAAAGAAUGUAGAAGAUCUUGAUAAAAAGGGAGGUACAGAAAACAUCAAAUAUGGAUGUGUAACUGAUCAAUCUACAGCCAGCUUCUUUCAAAACUCUGAUGUGAAUUUAUACCAAAAGAUGUGGAGUGUUAUGGAACUAAACGGUGUUUCGGUUAUGGUGUCUGAUAACAAACAAGGGGUGAAUAGGGUUAAAAAGGAGAGAAAUCAUUAUGCUUUCUUUAUGGAAUCCAGUUCUAUUGAGUAUGAAGUGCAGAGAAAUUGUGAUCUAACAGAAGUGGGAUAUUGGUUGGAUAACAAAGCAUAUGGUAUUGCAAUGCCAUUCAAUGCUCCACAUAGGACGCUUGUAAACAUGGCUGUAUUAAAGCUUUCUGAGUCGGGAGCAUUAAUGGACCUAAAAAAUAAAUGGUGGUCAGUAACUGACGAUAAAAGGUGUAAGGAUUUGAAAAAAGACACAGCUGAACUUGAUGUUAAUGAAGUUGGUGGUAUGUUUGUAAUUUUAAUACUUGGCUGUCUGAUAGCAUUUUUAUUCUCUAUACUUGAAUUUUUAUGGAAUAUAAGAAAAGUGGCUGUUGAAGAAAAGUUAACACUCUGGGAAGCAUUCAUAGUAGAGUUGAAAUUUGUGCUCAAAUGUCACGGAACAUCCAAACCAGUGAGACAUGUAGAAGACAGUUCAUCAGAUAUUACUACCAAAUAAUAAUUAAAAUAUAUUAUAUAAAUUGUAUUAAUAAUUUAUUUGUUUACUAUUACACCUAUUUAUUCUCCAUAAUCAUGUGUGAACCAAUUAUUUUUCUUUAGAAAGGUAUAUACAUAUAUAGUAAAACUAGCAGCUAUUUGUGUUUUUACUUUGUGACUAAACGCCUACAUAACUUCAUGUACAGAAAUUGUAAUCAUGGAAAAACAGUUAUAGG